AUUUCAUCGAUGACAUGUUGUAUUAAUGCACCUUCCUUGUGUGGUACAACACAUACUUGAUUCUUUAUUUGCUUUUGAAGACUGUCGUCAAAGAGUCAAAAUGCAACUGUUACAGAUAUUACUUAUUAUUGAAAUUGUAGUGUUUUUUGGAUACGGUUCCUCUGGAAUGCUAGAAGACAAAUGCCUUUUAAUUGGAUCAAUUAACCCUACCUCGCUAAUCAUUGUGAAAGAAUUCCCUAAAGGUCCGGCGGGUUCAUUUAGUAACGCUACUCGUACAAUUGCCGAUACCAACCUAUUAAUCUACAGCAUAGCAUCUGAUCCAAAGAAAAAUGUCGUUUUCCUAGCCAUAUUGGAUACAAUUUUCAUUUACCACAAUUUUUCAAUUCAUCGACACACUUCAAAAGGAUUGUUAACUCAGCACAGAAGCAAAUCUGCAGCACUUGGACAGAUUGCAUUUGACUUUGUAUCCAGUAAUUUGUAUUGGUGCGAUUCCAUGCUAAACUGGAUUGCCAUGAAACCAGCGUACAAUAUCAGCAUCACGAAUUAUAAAGUAAUAGUUGAGAAAGAGUUAUUGCAACCCGAAGGAUUGGCUUUAGAUCCAGAAGACAGAUUAAUGUUCUUUUCUGACAAUGAACCAAAUGCUCGAAUCGAAAAGUCUUCAUUGGAUGGUGAGAACAGAGUGACCAUUGUAUACAAAGGACUGUCCAGAGUGCUCACCCUCACUGUUGACACUGCGGGGGAUAAAUUAUAUUGGUCAGACUUUUCUAGAGAGACUCUGGAGAGCAGUAAUUACGACGGCUCGGAAAGAAUAGUGAUCAGACGAGAGAACCAUGUAGCAGUGUCAGGAUUGGUCUACUAUCAGAAUAUGGUGCAUGCAGUUAGCUUUAAAGCUAAAAGGUUUUAUGCAGUUGAUAAAACCACUGGUUCUUUAAUUUACGCCAAAGAGUUUUCUUCAAGGCAACCUUUUGCGAUUAAUGCAUAUGAUGCCGAGUCUCAGAGAUAUUCAUACAAUCCUUGUUCAUCUCUUAACUGUCAUCAUAUGUGUGUAAAUACGCAAUCAGGACCAAAAUGUCUGUGCUCUGAAGGUUUUCAACUUGAUAGGAAUAACAAAACCUGUUCAGACAACACCCCCUUUUAUAAAAGGGGUUUUCUUGUGAGCAAUGCAUCCAUGAUCGUUAUGCAUGAUAUACACUCGACCAGUGGGAUACCAAGUAAAUAUUUGAAAACAAAUAUUUUAAGCAACAACAUUGAGACAUUUGCUGUUGACGCAAAGUCAGAUAUCAUCUACUUCGUCGACAGUGAAAGCACUUCACUUAAGAAAUACAACAUUAUAACACAACGUACAAGCACUUUAGCAUCGAUAUCAUCUGCAAGAGACUUGACUUUUGACUGGAUUGCAAAUCUUCUCGGAUGGAUAGAACCCAAGCAGUCAACUAUACAGUCUUUCUCAGUCAACUCUCAGAUAGCAGUUACCAUUUACUCCAACUUGCAAAACCCGUCAUCGCUAACCGUAGAUCCUUAUAAUGGUGUCCUCUAUUGGAUUUCGGGAACGUCUAAAAGGUCAAUAGUUCGUGGAUCCUGGACUAGAGAUAAACCAAAGGUUUUGGUAUCGGCGGAUAGUCUAAACAACCCACGUUCUCUUCAAUAUGAUGUCACAAGUGAAAGAAUAUACUGGCUAGAUCGCAGAACGAUCAAAAGUUCAAUGAAAAUGGGCUCUGAUAUAAAAAAUCAUAUUGGAACUGAUGAAGCUACGAAGUCUUUAGUAUAUAAGGACUACUUUUGUUGGAUAAAUGGAGAUAAACUCUACUUUGCAAGAGAUCUGCAUUCCAAAGAAGCAGACUGGGCAUUAAACACAACUCAGAACUCAAAAGAUGUCUCUGUGUUCGAUGCUUCCCUGCAACAUAAAAGACAAGGUUCCUGCAAUGUAUUGAAUGGAGGUUGUGGAGAAAUAUGUGUUCCAGGUGAAAAAGGUCGAACAUGUGAAUGCGAUAUCGGUCUUCAACUUCAGCCUGAUCAAAGCUGUGACAGUGAUGUGUUCACGUCAAAUUUUAUUGCAGUAAUGGACUAUACACAUCAAAGAAUUCUACAAAUUGACCUUAAGACUGGGGCAGUAGUGAAAUUACCUUUAUCAAUAAGCAUAUCUACAGGACUAGCGUUUGAUAAAUCAACAAAGACUCUUUUCUUUUCCAGUAUAAAUCGAAGUAUAAUGUCAACUUCGUUACACGGAAAGAAUACAAUGUUAUUCUGCACAAUAGGUGUUUCGUAUGCUGCCAGUCUAGCCAUCGACUAUUCCACGGGUAAUCUGUACUACACUGUAGGACGUAACAAAUCUCAGGAUUACAUUGGAGUGGUUCAAAGAUCUACAUCAAUACAAAAGACUCUGAUUAACAAUCUGAGCGAACCAAGGCAUAUUGUUCUCUUUUCUUCAAAAGGAUACAUAUUUUGGACAGAAAUGGGAAACAGGAUUGCUAUUGGUAGAACACAUAUGGACGGAACUUCAAAAACCUACAUUGUAACAACAGGAAUAAAAUUUCCUAAUGGCCUAGCUAUUGAUUACUCCUCAAGCCGUUUGUAUUGGACAGAUUUGCGAACAAACACGAUAGAAUAUUCCGACCCUAACGGGGGUAAUCGCCGUCUUCUUGCAACUGACCGUGAUGCUUUUUUGUAUGACAUUGCGAUUCAUGGACAAUAUCUCUACUACACGGCAUGGAACCGAGAACUCAUUACUAAAAUGGAUAAAGUAACGGGAUCUAAGAUACCUUUCAUGUCAGAACAUCAAGAGUUUGGACGACUGGACAGCUUAGAUAUCUAUGCAGAUGAAAAUCGGGACGUAAGUUUAAGCUGUUCAAUAAACAAUGGAUUAUGCAGUACAUUCUGUUUUCCGACCCCAAACGGAAGAACAUGUGGUUGCCAGGAUAAUGUUAAGCUCCAAUCGGAUCAGUUAACAUGUGAAGGGGUGUUUCGGUGUCAAACUCUGCUACAGAAUUUAACCUUGAUUGAUUGCCUCUUGCCCUAUCCUGGACUGUCUUGUCACUUCAAUUGUAAUGCCGGAUAUGAACCUGCUGUCAACACCACUGUUUUAUGUGGCUCUGAAGGGCAAUGGAUGCCCUCAACAGACACCUUGUGUAAAGAGAUUAGAAAAACGGAAAUAACCUACACGUAUUUGUACGUCGCAUCCGCAACAGGUGCCUUUGUUGCUGUCAUGGUAAUGAUUGGAAUCAUCUGCCUUGUAAAAAGACAAUUCAGAUCUAGAGAAUCACAUGACGGAACUUCAUCAAAUGCAGUGAACAACCAGUACAUAUCUUACGAUAGCCAAGGAUAUUUGCAUCCAGGAACUAAGAAUCACUAUCAUUCCAUCGUAUCUGUGUAUAACAUAAUUCAUGAUGAAGAUCUAGAUGACGAGUCUGUGACAAACCCAUACCUUACCCCAGUAUAUGAAGCAUGAGUGCAUCUGAACUGUAGCAGUUACAGGAGGCGGAAGGAAUAACAAUGACAACAUUAAUAACCAUUUGUAACUUUGGGUUUAUAUUAAGCAACAGUGGAACAGAACCAUAUUGACUCAAUUUUUAUCCAGAAUAUAAAAUGCAUGUUUUUUUUUCAAUAUAUCUUGUUUUCUUAUUGUCGUAGUUAAUUUUAUCUUUAAAACAUGCAUUUAAAAGAGAAAUAUUUUACAUUUUAAGACAUCUUUAUCCAAGAAGUAUAUCUUUCGUAAUGUUAUAAAAAAGAACGUAAGAGAUAAACAUUGAACAAAAGUCCACUUCUCGAGUAAUAUUUUUUUUUCAUGAGAGGAAUAACCCGAACAAAAUACACUUAAAAAUUAUAAUAAUAUUUCUCUUUUCGUGCGCAGAUGAAAAAAAAACACCUUUGUUUAGUCCAUUUCAGUUAUUCAAAGCGCCUAGUAUUUGAUAUAUGUCAUUCAUGUUUUUGUUUUGUUAACUGUAGUAUCAACUUUUUAUUUGUGAAAAUUUAUAUCAGAAGAAGAGGCAUUUACCAAUUUAGCUCUUUUACCCCUACAAUAAACAAACAGCAUUCAAAUAUACAACUAUAGAAUUAUAAGUACAUAGUUAAAUACCAGUUUACAAACUCUGCAUUAAACCUUGUUCUAUUAAUUUUUGAUUAGUUAAUAAUAUACAUUUAAUAAACUGUUCUGAUGAGUGGGAGAAAAAUCCAAAUAUAUAUACUCGAAAAAAAGCCGAUAAAAACUGUGAAAAUGCUCAAUGGUGAAAAAAAUAAGUAAAAAGUUAUUUUUACAUUAUUUGUGUAUAACUCUUACACAUUCUGUGGGGGUUUCGUUAACUUUUUUUUUACAAAAACAAAACGAAAAAGAGUAGAAUAUCUGUAAAAAGUUUGUCAAAAGAAUAAACAACUUCAUCUGACAUUUAGGGGUUUUAUAACUGUAAAGGAAAAGACAUAUAGUAAAAAAAAAGAACAAACUUUUGAUUUUUGACCAAAUGUGAACAAAUUAGACGUUAAGUUACAUAGUGUCAAAUUAAAUUGUAUGAUGAAGAGCACAACAGAAAAAAAGGUGAUAUAAAGAUUUGACUUUCUGUUAAUUGUACGUGUGUCUCCUUGACAUCGUGUUUUCAAAGUUACCGUGCGCUGUGGUGACAAAACAUAUUGAUUUUAAAAUCGGGUGACUAAAAUACCUUUUCAUUAAAUGGAAUGAAACUUCGUAUAUCAAUUAAAUAUGUUUUGUUGCAUAACAUUAUCUGCAAGUUAUGACUAUAUAU
Molecule: messenger RNA, 4730 nt
Organism: Magallana angulata
Lineage: Eukaryota; Metazoa; Mollusca; Bivalvia; Ostreida; Ostreidae
Product: low-density lipoprotein receptor-related protein 4-like
Exons: 20
Coding region: 26-3445 (1139 amino acids)
Source: RefSeq, a predicted model, not a curated record